AUGGAUUGGUUAGAUUAUUUUACACCGAUAAAUUUUACACAAACAACCCUAUCGAUCGACAAUAACUAUCAUGAAAACUAUCGUUUAUUAAGAGAUGAUGAAAAUGAUGAACAACUUAAUAAAGCUAAAUGGACACAUAAUAUAAGUCAACAGAUAAAAAAAGAAUAUUCGAGUGAAUUUGGUCAUACAUUUCAAGUUGAUACAGAUAAACAACGUUUCUUUGUUGUUCAUGAACCAUUUAUAAAUGAAGUAAAACUAAAAUCUAUGCCUUUGCUUAUAUUUUAUCAUGGUCUUAAUUCAGCUGCUUGGUAUUGUGCACUUGUUAAAACUAAUUGGAUACAAUUAUCUGUUAAAUAUAAUUUUUUAGUUGUUUUUGGUCAAGGACAAGGUACUUUCUAUGAAGAUGGGCCUGUACGUGAUCAAUAUGGUUCACUCGGUUUUGGCGAUUUAUAUUGGGAAAUAGAAGAACCUAAAGAUGAUUUUAAUUAUCUUGAUUUUUUAUUGAACUAUAUGAAAAAUAAAUAUAAUGAUCAAUUGGAUUUAAAUCGUAUCUAUUUUAUGGGUUAUUCAAAUGGUGCUUUAUUUAGUUCAAAUGUUGCUGUACAUUAUGGUGGUUCAACAUUUGCUGCUCUUUGUAAUCAUUGUGGUGGUUUCGGUGGUCGUUAUAAUGAAGAGAAAAUGUUACAACCUCGGGAUAUUAUCACUCCAUUACCAAUAUAUAUUUUAACAGGUGAUAAUGAUGCUUAUAAAGAAAGUUGUCUCAAAGCAAAGAAUUUAUUUGAAUUAGCUCAUUGUUCAGUAAGUAUCGAUAUAAUGGAAAAUAGAGGACAUUCUUAUUAUAAAGAUAAGGAAGAAUUUAUUUGGACUCAAUUCUUUCUUAAACACAAACAUUUGACAGAAUAA
Messenger RNA from Adineta steineri, 903 nucleotides. Lineage: Eukaryota; Metazoa; Rotifera; Eurotatoria; Adinetida; Adinetidae. The record is from the annotation of a GenBank genome assembly.